Molecule: messenger RNA, 12468 nt
Organism: Canis lupus familiaris (dog)
Lineage: Eukaryota; Metazoa; Chordata; Mammalia; Carnivora; Canidae
Gene: USP9X
Product: ubiquitin specific peptidase 9 X-linked
Exons: 45
Coding region: 915-8594 (2559 amino acids)
Biological process (GO): protein deubiquitination; cell migration
Cellular component (GO): cytosol; nucleus
Molecular function (GO): cysteine-type endopeptidase activity; cysteine-type deubiquitinase activity
Source: RefSeq, a predicted model, not a curated record
UGCCGCCGCCGCUACCGCCGCCGCCGCCGCCACUGGCCGAGCGGUUUUUUUUCCUUUUUUUUCUUUUUUUCUUUUUUUUUUGGUUUGCCGGAUCCGCCAUAUUGGCGAGGACGGGCAUCCGCGGCUGCGGAAGCUAGUCUCCGCUGCCGCCGGAGCCGCAACCUCUCAGUACCCGGCCCGUCCGGGCCUCAGCCGUGCGGGGCCCCUCCCCGCGUUGCUCCCCUCACAGGCCUCGCGGGAGCCCGCCGCUGCCGCCUCUCUCCCGGGAGGCGGCCGCCCCAGCCCCCGGUGCUCCGGUCGGUGCCGGGAGCAAGGAGCGACCCGCAGCAAAGCGAUCAGGCCCAGAGCCGGUAAAGAGGCGGCGACCAGGGGAAGGUGAAGCCGCCGCUGCAGGAGGAGGAGCAGGAGGAGGUGACGCAGGAGAAACGCACCGUCCGGAGCCCGUCUGAGCUCAGCGAGAACCCCGGCCCGAAGGGAGAAGGGGGAAGAGGGCCGCCGCCGCCGCCGGCUGAGGAGGAGGAGGAGGAGGCGGCCGCGGCCACUGCUGCUGAAGGGCGGGCGCGGCGAGCGGCGAAUUCCGGCGCCCCCUGUGUAGCUCCCUGGUCUUCACGCCCGUAGCCUCUCGACCCACUUUGUCGCCAGUCACCCCCGGGCCUGGGAUGCACCCAGGGUUGCCCUUGCCCUGGGACUGAGUCUUGCAGCUGCCUGCUGCUUCCGCGUGCCCUGGUUGUGAGGAGAAGACGCCUGUGUCGUGCGGUUAUGCAAUGGUCUCUGCAAGAUGGUUUAUUCUUGAAUUGGAGCUUUUUAAGACUGACAAAUGCUGGUACUUCAUCUUCUAUAAGUGGACUAUAAUUUCUUUUCUCAAGACAACUACAUAAGCAGACAAAAUUGCAAAGAUCUGCCCUGUGUCGAGUAUGACAGCCACGACUCGUGGCUCUCCAGUAGGAGGGAAUGACAGCCAGGGCCAGGCUCCUGAUGGACAGUCUCAGCCCCCCCUCCAACAGAAUCAGACUUCAUCGCCUGAUUCUUCCAAUGAAAAUUCCCCGGCAACUCCCCCAGAUGAACAAGGUCAAGGUGAUGCCCCACCACAGCUUGAAGAUGAGGAACCUGCAUUUCCACAUACUGACCUGGCGAAGUUGGAUGACAUGAUCAAUAGGCCUCGAUGGGUGGUUCCAGUUUUGCCGAAAGGGGAAUUAGAAGUGCUUUUAGAAGCUGCUAUUGAUCUUAGUAAAAAAGGCCUUGAUGUUAAAAGUGAAGCAUGUCAGCGAUUUUUCCGAGAUGGGCUAACAAUAUCAUUCACUAAAAUCCUUACAGAUGAGGCAGUGAGUGGCUGGAAGUUUGAAAUUCAUAGGUGUAUUAUCAACAAUACUCAUCGCCUGGUGGAACUAUGUGUGGCCAAGUUGUCCCAAGACUGGUUUCCACUUCUAGAACUUCUCUCCAUGGCCUUAAAUCCUCAUUGCAAAUUCCAUAUCUACAAUGGUACACGUCCGUGUGAAUCCGUUUCCUCAAGUGUUCAGUUGCCUGAAGAUGAACUCUUUGCUCGUUCUCCAGACCCUCGAUCACCAAAAGGUUGGCUGGUGGAUCUUCUCAACAAGUUCGGCGCUUUAAAUGGGUUCCAGAUUUUGCAUGAUCGUUUUAUUAAUGGAUCAGCAUUAAAUGUUCAAAUAAUUGCAGCCCUUAUUAAACCAUUUGGGCAAUGCUAUGAGUUUCUCACUCUUCAUACAGUGAAAAAGUACUUUCUUCCAGUAAUAGAAAUGGUCCCACAGUUUUUAGAAAACUUAACUGAUGAAGAGCUGAAAAAAGAAGCAAAGAAUGAAGCCAAAAAUGAUGCUCUUUCCAUGAUUAUUAAAUCUUUGAAGAAUUUAGCUUCAAGGGUUCCAGGACAAGAAGAAACUGUAAAAAAUUUAGAAAUAUUUAGGUUAAAAAUGAUACUUAGAUUACUGCAAAUAUCGUCUUUUAAUGGGAAGAUGAAUGCACUGAAUGAGGUUAAUAAGGUGAUAUCUAGUGUAUCCUAUUAUACUCAUCGGCAUGGUAACCCUGAGGAGGAAGAGUGGCUCACAGCUGAACGAAUGGCAGAAUGGAUACAGCAGAAUAAUAUCUUAUCCAUAGUGUUGCGAGAUAGUCUGCAUCAACCACAGUAUGUAGAAAAGCUAGAGAAGAUUCUUCGUUUUGUCAUCAAAGAAAAAGCUCUGACUUUACAAGAUCUUGAUAAUAUCUGGGCAGCACAGGCAGGGAAACAUGAAGCCAUUGUGAAGAAUGUACAUGAUCUACUGGCAAAGUUAGCAUGGGAUUUUUCUCCUGAACAGCUUGAUCAUCUUUUUGAUUGCUUUAAGGCCAGUUGGACAAAUGCAAGUAAAAAGCAACGUGAAAAGCUUCUUGAGCUGAUACGUCGCCUUGCAGAAGAUGAUAAAGAUGGUGUGAUGGCACACAAAGUGUUGAACCUACUGUGGAAUCUGGCCCACAGUGAUGAUGUACCUGUGGAUAUCAUGGACCUGGCUCUCAGUGCCCACAUAAAAAUACUUGAUUAUAGUUGCUCACAGGAUCGUGACACACAGAAGAUCCAGUGGAUAGAUCGCUUUAUAGAAGAGCUUCGUACGAAUGACAAAUGGGUAAUUCCUGCACUGAAACAAAUUAGAGAAAUUUGUAGUUUGUUUGGUGAAGCCCCUCAAAAUUUGAGUUCUUCUCGUUUCAGUCAAACUCAGCGAAGUCCCCAUGUAUUUUAUCGCCAUGACUUAAUCAAUCAACUUCAGCACAAUCAUGCCCUAGUUACUUUGGUAGCAGAAAACCUUGCAACUUAUAUGGAAAGCAUGAGGCUGUAUGCUAGAGAUCAUGAAGACUAUGACCCACAAACUGUGAGGCUGGGAAGUAGAUAUAGUCAUGUGCAAGAAGUCCAGGAACGGCUUAACUUCCUUAGAUUUUUAUUGAAGGAUGGCCAACUGUGGCUGUGUGCUCCUCAGGCAAAGCAAAUAUGGAAAUGCUUAGCAGAAAAUGCAGUGUACCUUUGUGAUCGUGAAGCCUGUUUUAAGUGGUAUUCCAAGUUGAUGGGGGAUGAACCAGAUUUGGAUCCUGAUAUUAAUAAAGACUUCUUUGAAAGUAAUGUGCUUCAACUUGAUCCUUCCCUAUUAACUGAAAAUGGAAUGAAAUGUUUUGAGCGAUUCUUCAAAGCUGUGAAUUGUCGAGAAGGAAAACUAGUAGCAAAAAGGAGAGCAUAUAUGAUGGAUGAUUUGGAGUUAAUAGGAUUAGACUACCUUUGGAGGGUUGUGAUUCAAAGUAAUGAUGAUAUUGCCAGCAGAGCUAUAGAUCUCCUUAAAGAGAUAUAUACAAACCUUGGUCCGAGGCUACAGGUCAAUCAGGUGGUGAUCCACGAAGACUUCAUUCAGUCUUGCUUUGAUCGUUUGAAAGCCUCUUAUGACACGUUGUGUGUCUUGGAUGGUGACAAAGACAGUAUUAAUUGUGCAAGGCAGGAAGCUGUUCGAAUGGUUCGUGUAUUAACUGUAUUAAGGGAGUACAUAAAUGAAUGUGACAGUGAUUAUCACGAGGAAAGAACAAUUCUACCUAUGUCAAGAGCUUUCCGUGGUAAACACCUCUCUUUUAUAGUUCGAUUUCCAAACCAGGGCAGACAAGUUGAUGACUUGGAUGUGUGGUCUCAUACAAAUGAUACGAUUGGUUCAGUACGACGAUAUAUUCUCAAUCGUAUUAAAGCCAAUGUAGCCCAUACAAAAAUUGAGCUCUUUGUAGGCGGUGAACUGAUAGAUCCUGCAGAUGACAGAAAGUUGAUCGGACAAUUAAACUUAAAAGAUAAAUCGCUAAUUACAGCCAAACUUACACAAAUAAGUUCCAAUAUGCCUUCAAGCCCUGAUAGCUCUUCUGAUUCCUCAACUGGGUCUCCUGGAAACCAUGGUAAUCAUUACAGUGAUGGUCCCAAUCCAGAAGUGGAAAGCUGUUUGCCUGGGGUGAUAAUGUCACUACAUCCCAGAUACAUUUCUUUCCUUUGGCAAGUUGCAGACUUAGGUAGCAGCCUAAAUAUGCCUCCUCUUAGAGAUGGAGCAAGAGUACUUAUGAAACUUAUGCCACCAGAUAGCACAACAAUAGAAAAAUUAAGAGCUAUUUGUUUAGACCACGCCAAACUUGGAGAAAGCAGCCUUAGUCCAUCUCUUGACUCCCUCUUCUUUGGUCCUUCAGCCUCACAAGUGCUGUACCUAACAGAGGUAGUCUAUGCCUUGUUAAUGCCUGCUGGUGCACCCCUGGCUGAUGACUCGUCUGAUUUUCAAUUUCACUUCUUAAAAAGUGGUGGCCUACCCCUUGUCCUGAGCAUGCUAACCAGAAAUAACUUCCUACCAAAUGCAGAUAUGGAAACUCGAAGGGGUGCUUACCUCAAUGCUCUUAAAAUAGCCAAACUGUUGCUAACUGCCAUUGGCUAUGGCCAUGUUCGAGCUGUGGCAGAAGCUUGUCAGCCAGGUGUAGAAGGCGUGAAUCCCAUGACAUCGGUCAACCAAGUUACUCAUGAUCAAGCUGUGGUGCUGCAGAGUGCCCUUCAGAGCAUUCCUAAUCCAUCAUCUGAGUGCAUGCUUAGAAAUGUAUCCAUUCGUCUUGCUCAGCAAAUAUCUGAUGAGGCUUCAAGAUAUAUGCCUGAUAUCUGUGUAAUUAGAGCUAUUCAGAAAAUCAUCUGGGCAUCAGGAUGUGGGGCAUUACAGCUAGUAUUUAGCCCAAAUGAAGAAAUAACUAAAAUUUAUGAGAAGACCAAUGCAGGCAAUGAGCCAGACUUGGAAGAUGAACAGGUUUGCUGUGAAGCACUGGAAGUGAUGACGUUAUGUUUUGCCUUGAUUCCGACAGCCUUAGAUGCUCUUAGUAAAGAAAAGGCUUGGCAGACAUUCAUUAUUGACUUACUGUUGCACUGUCACAGCAAAACUGUUCGCCAGGUGGCACAGGAGCAGUUCUUUUUAAUGUGCACCAGAUGUUGCAUGGGACACAGGCCUCUACUUUUCUUCAUUACUCUGCUCUUUACCGUGUUGGGGAGCACAGCCAGAGAGAGAGCUAAGCAUUCAGGCGACUACUUCACCCUCUUAAGGCACCUUCUUAAUUAUGCUUACAACAGUAAUAUUAAUAUACCCAAUGCUGAAGUUCUUCUCAAUAAUGAAAUUGAUUGGCUUAAAAGAAUUAGGGAUGAUGUUAAAAGAACAGGUGAAACAGGUGUUGAAGAGACUAUCUUAGAAGGCCACCUUGGGGUAACAAAAGAAUUACUGGCCUUUCAAACCCCUGAGAAAAAGUAUCAUAUUGGUUGUGAAAAAGGAGGUGCUAAUCUCAUUAAAGAAUUAAUUGAUGAUUUCAUCUUCCCUGCAUCCAAUGUUUACCUGCAAUAUAUGAGAAACGGAGAACUGCCUGCUGAACAGGCAAUUCCAGUCUGUAGCUCCCCAGCUACCAUUAAUGCUGGUUUUGAGUUACUUGUAGCAUUAGCUGUUGGCUGUGUGAGGAAUCUCAAACAGAUAGUAGAUUCUUUGACUGAAAUGUAUUACAUUGGCACAGCAAUAACAACUUGUGAAGCACUUACAGAGUGGGAAUAUCUGCCACCUGUUGGACCCCGCCCACCUAAAGGAUUUGUGGGCCUGAAAAAUGCUGGUGCUACUUGUUACAUGAAUUCUGUGAUUCAGCAACUCUACAUGAUUCCCUCCAUUAGGAACGGUAUUCUUGCAAUUGAAGGCACAGGUAGUGAUGUAGAUGAUGAUAUGUCUGGGGAUGAGAAGCAGGACAAUGAGAGCAAUGUUGAUCCCAGAGAUGAUGUAUUUGGAUAUCCUCAACAAUUUGAAGACAAACCAGCACUGAGUAAAACAGAGGAUAGGAAAGAGUAUAAUAUUGGUGUUUUAAGGCACCUUCAAGUCAUCUUUGGUCAUUUAGCAGCUUCUCGACUGCAAUACUAUGUGCCCAGAGGAUUUUGGAAACAAUUCAGGCUUUGGGGUGAGCCUGUUAAUCUGCGUGAACAGCAUGAUGCUUUGGAAUUUUUUAAUUCAUUGGUGGAUAGUUUAGAUGAAGCUUUGAAAGCCUUGGGACAUCCAGCUAUGCUAAGUAAAGUCUUAGGAGGUUCCUUUGCCGAUCAGAAGAUUUGCCAGGGCUGCCCACAUAGAUACGAGUGUGAAGAAUCUUUUACGACUUUGAAUGUAGACAUUAGAAACCACCAAAAUCUUCUUGAUUCUUUGGAACAGUAUGUCAAAGGAGAUUUAUUAGAAGGUGCAAAUGCGUAUCAUUGUGAAAAAUGCAAUAAAAAGGUUGAUACUGUAAAGCGCUUGCUAAUUAAAAAAUUACCUCCUGUUCUUGCUAUCCAACUGAAACGAUUUGACUAUGACUGGGAAAGAGAAUGUGCAAUCAAAUUCAAUGAUUAUUUUGAAUUUCCUCGAGAGCUGGACAUGGAACCUUACACAGUCGCAGGUGUUGCAAAGCUAGAAGGAGAUAACGUAAACCCAGAGAGUCAGUUGAUACAGCAGAAUGAGCAGUCUGAAAGUGAGACAGCAGGAAGCACAAAAUACAGACUUGUGGGUGUGCUGGUACACAGUGGCCAAGCAAGCGGGGGACAUUAUUAUUCUUAUAUCAUUCAGAGGAAUGGUGGAGAUGGUGAGAGAAAUCGCUGGUAUAAAUUUGAUGAUGGAGAUGUAACAGAGUGUAAAAUGGAUGACGACGAAGAAAUGAAAAACCAGUGUUUUGGUGGAGAGUACAUGGGAGAGGUGUUUGAUCACAUGAUGAAGCGCAUGUCAUACAGGCGCCAGAAAAGGUGGUGGAAUGCUUACAUACUUUUUUACGAACGACUGGAUACCAUAGACCAGAGUGAUGAAUUGAUAAGAUAUAUAUCAGAGCUUGCUAUCACCACAAGACCCCAUCAGAUUAUUAUGCCAUCGGCCAUUGAGAGAAGUGUACGGAAACAGAACGUGCAAUUCAUGCAUAACCGAAUGCAGUACAGUUUGGAAUAUUUUCAGUUUAUGAAAAAACUGCUUACAUGUAAUGGUGUUUACUUAAAUCCUCCACCAGGGCAAGAUCACCUGUUGCCUGAAGCAGAAGAAAUCACUAUGAUUAGUAUUCAGCUUGCUGCUAGGUUCCUUUUUACUACAGGAUUUCACACCAAGAAAAUAGUCCGUGGCUCUGCCAGUGAUUGGUAUGAUGCAUUGUGUAUUCUCCUUCGUCACAGCAAGAAUGUACGUUUUUGGUUUGCCCACAAUGUCCUUUUUAAUGUUUCCAAUCGCUUCUCUGAAUACCUUCUAGAGUGCCCCAGUGCAGAAGUGAGGGGUGCAUUUGCAAAACUUAUAGUUUUUAUUGCACAUUUUUCCUUGCAAGAUGGGCCAUGUCCUUCACCUUUUGCAUCUCCUGGACCUUCUAGUCAGGCUUACGACAACUUAAGCCUGAGCGAUCACCUACUAAGGGCAGUUCUCAAUCUCUUGAGAAGGGAAGUUUCAGAGCAUGGGCGUCAUUUACAGCAGUAUUUCAAUCUGUUUGUAAUGUAUGCCAAUUUAGGUGUGGCAGAGAAGACACAGCUUUUGAAAUUGAAUGUGCCUGCUACCUUUAUGCUUGUGUCUUUAGAUGAAGGUCCAGGUCCUCCAAUCAAAUAUCAGUAUGCUGAAUUAGGCAAAUUGUACUCUGUUGUGUCACAGCUGAUCCGCUGUUGCAAUGUCUCUUCAAGAAUGCAGUCUUCAAUCAAUGGUAAUCCUCCUCUUCCCAAUCCUUUUGGUGAUCCUAAUUUAUCACAACCUAUAAUGCCAAUUCAGCAGAAUGUGGCAGACAUUUUAUUUGUGAGAACAAGUUAUGUGAAGAAAAUCAUUGAGGACUGCAGUAACUCAGAGGAAACUGUCAAACUGCUUCGCUUUUGCUGCUGGGAGAAUCCUCAGUUCUCAUCUACUGUCCUCAGUGAACUUCUCUGGCAGGUUGCAUAUUCCUACACCUAUGAACUCCGGCCCUAUUUGGAUCUGCUUUUGCAAAUCUUACUGAUUGAAGAUUCCUGGCAGACUCACAGAAUUCAUAAUGCACUUAAAGGGAUCCCAGAUGACCGAGAUGGGCUGUUUGACACAAUCCAGCGCUCUAAGAAUCACUAUCAAAAAAGAGCAUACCAGUGUAUAAAAUGUAUGGUAGCUCUUUUUAGCAAUUGUCCUGUUGCUUACCAGAUUCUGCAGGGCAAUGGAGAUCUUAAAAGAAAGUGGACCUGGGCAGUGGAAUGGCUUGGAGAUGAACUUGAAAGACGACCAUACACUGGCAAUCCUCAAUAUACUUACAACAACUGGUCUCCUCCAGUGCAGAGCAAUGAAACAUCAAAUGGUUAUUUCUUGGAGAGAUCACAUAGUGCUAGGAUGACACUGGCAAAAGCUUGUGAACUCUGUCCAGAGGAGGAGCCAGAUGACCAAGAUGCCCCAGAUGAGCAUGAGUCACCUCCACCUGAAGAUGCCCCAUUAUACCCCCAUUCACCUGGAUCUCAGUACCAACAGAAUAACCAUGUGCAUGGACAGCCAUAUACAGGCCCAGCAGCACAUCAUAUGAACAACCCUCAGAGAACUGGCCAACGAGCACAAGAAAAUUACGAAGGCAGUGAAGAAGUAUCCCCACCUCAGACGAAGGAUCAGUGAAAUGCACAUAAUUAACUGGUUCCAUCAAGACUGUGCACCCAGGCCUUACAGUCCAACCUUUUUCUGUGUCUGGCUAAUAAUUUAAAACUAGAAAAACUAUUCCUAAUCAACACGGAGUGGAGAGUUUAUUCACUGUCUUAUCUGCAGAAAUUUGCUGUCAAUAUAUAACCCGCCUGCAGUGGAAAGUGUAUAGUGUUUUGUAAUAAAUGGCCUGAUGCUAAUGUGUAAAUGGCAAAGGUGUAUAUAGUAUAUUAAUGUUUGACUGUUAAUUCUUAAGCAAGAAACUUUUUUCUUGAGGAGACUCACAGAUCUACAAAAACUACAAAAGUUAAUUUUCUCGUUCUACCCACUGCACUCUGCAACCAGUGUUGCCUGCCUCGUGGCAGUUGGAUCUACUCCUUUACAAAAACAAAAAAAUAAACCAACAGCAACAAAACAGAGCCCAUCCAUGUCAACCACACCAAUAGUUUCAUGUUAAUUCUUUGCCACUGGAGUCAGUUUUACUAAGAGCAAUGAUGUAAGGCUGGUAACCUUUAAAUUAUUUGGUUGAUGUGGAAAAUUGGUGAUGUAACAUUGUUUCUAGAUCUUUUUCAUUGCCUUUUUAUUCUGAUACUAGGUUAAUCACUUUGAAGCUAUAGUUAUGCUGUAACAUUUAGCAUGGCUUCACACCAGGUUAGUGUAGCCAAUGAGGAAAAAUUUACCAUAAUGACAGCAGUUGUCCCAGUGUGACAGCUGUAUUGCUCAGAGCUUUUCCUUCUUACACCUAGAAUAUAAAUAUAAAACAAGGGGAGAAAUGUGAUAAAAGGCGGUUUUCAGUUACACAUAUGUUGCUUAUGUCUAAUGUUUGACAGUUCGAUUUCUGGGUGGGAUAAAGAAAUUUAAGUAUCAGUAAUGGGAAUUUUUAAAGAUUUAAAACAAAUAUGCAAAAAUUUGCUAUGCCAGAAUGCUUGGAGCAUAAUAGAAGACUGUAUUUGGUGUGCUUGUUUUGUUUCUUUGAUAGAGCUUAUUAGGUGAAUCUUCUAAAACUUUCCUUCUGCUGGACCCCAGUGAAGUGGAAGUCACCAGAGUCCCACAGUACUUGGAGCACCACUGCACCAAGAUGUUUAGCUGAGUUUCUGCUCAGUUUUACUUGAAAGCAAGAAUUGUCCUAGCUCCUUUUCCAUUAUUCCAAAACUUUGAAUGUUCGAAGCAGGGUCUGAUUAAAAAGGAAACUACUGGUUAGUUAAUCUAAUUGAAGUAUCAUAAUUUCAGCAUAAACAUUUAAUUAAAGAUAAGGAACUCAUUGGUUAAUACUGUAUUUAAAAGAAUUGGUAACUUGAAUGUGUGUAAUUUUUGGAACCUGUCUAAAAACCAAAUACCCCUGCAAACAGAUACAGUCCACCCUAUUCUAUUUAAAUAUUUUGCUGUUUUAUUUUAUAGAAAUUAUUUUGCUGAAUUCACAAAUAGAAUUUGAUUUACGAAGAACUUUUUGUCCUGUGGUGUGUUUUUGGUUUUGUUUUUGGGUUGGUUUUUUGGUUUUUGUUUUUGUUUUUGUUUUUGUUUUUUAAUUCUUUGUCCAUUUUUAUUGUUUUUGUUUUUGUUUUUUGAAGGACUGCAUAAUAAAAUUAAUUCUGUGCAUAGCCUGCUUAGGCAUGACACUGAAUUCAGGAGUUCAGUCGCAUUGAGCUUUUGUGCACAGAAAGAUCUGACCUUAGGCCCUUGACUAAAGAUUUAGAGAAAACAGGAUGUUGACACUGUAAAAGUUUCCUAACAUAAUCAAUCUUGUACUUUUUGUAUGUUUUUUAUAUACAUGUAUAUUUAAUGAGCACAAGCUUGGUUGUAUUUUUUACAAUUUAGUUAAUAGGAAAAUGUUUUGUCAAAAAGGCUAUAGUUGGAACUGAACAAAGCAGAAACAAAAUUGAGAAUUGCUUUAUUUUGUGAUUAAAAGGGGCAGGUAUUUAAGAUAAAGCUUUGGGUAUCUUAUUUGCAGUACUCUCUAGUCCAUCUAUGCUUUUAGGUUUUCUGUAAUAUUAGGAAAUUUUGACACGAGAUAGAUCCUGUUUUUACCUUAAGUAUAUUACAUCCGAGUUUGUUAAGUUUGAGCAGAAGUCCUACACACUGUUUGCAAUUCCAAUUGGUGGUUUUAAUUCCAAAGUUCCUCAUUUCCAGGCUUCCUUAGCAAUGAACAAAAUAGGUUCACUUUAUUUGGACAAUUUGCUAUCCUUAAAUACACCAUCUCACCAGAUGGGAGGUUGUUUUUGUAUUUCCCGCUCCUUAACAAAGUAUGUGAUGUACUUAAUUUAAAAACUUGAAUGACUUCCUAGACCCGAAAAACUUGACAUUUGAAAAGGCUGUGAAUUUUUCUCCCUCUAAGGAGAUCCCACUUUGGUUGCUUUGGAUUGACAAUUCCCCUUGUGCCUGGUGAGGGCUUGUGAAUCCUUUUCCCCUCCAUUUGAGGAAGAGCCAUCUGUGCUAUGUCCAGGAUCGAGGGAAAGUGAACAGGGAGAUUUAUUUUUGUGCGAAUUAUUUUCUCUAUUUAACUUCUUAAGCAUUAACAUAUAAGCGGAAAUUUUAAGGCGCAUGUUAUUAUAAGAGCAACAGUAAUGGUGGUGUUGAGGUCUUUUCUGAACAUCAAUGGCACAUUUUAAACUUCCAAGUCUUCAAAGUGCCUAAAGAUUAUUUAAUUCUCAACUGAUUUCUUGAGCCAUAUAUAUAAUUCCUACUUUAAAUGUUUGUUCCAGAAUCACUAGUCUUCCUUUCAAAGAAGUACCCCCACGAGUCUAAAUGGCAUGAUUACUUCAUAGAAGACCAUAGAAUCUGUUAACACAAAGAGUAAAGCUAUUUUUGUUGUUAAUCUGUGAACAAGGGCUUGGCCCUGUUGGAUCUAAGUAUUUCGUGCACAACUUGGUAAAAACCAUAUUGCUGCUGUUUCUAAGCCCUCCACCAACCAAAUUGUCGUGCUCGGCAGUGUAGAGGCAGAAAUAACAUAAAUCAUAUUUUGGGGUUUUUGUCUUUGAUUUUUCUCUGAUAGUUUCCCAAUCUUGUGUCUUUUAGCUGUUAUAUAUACAAAUUUAGAAUUAUUAAAAUGUUUUAUAUUUUUUUCACAAUUAACUUUUAUUAGUGAAUGAUAAGUAUUUAAUCCUAGUAGUGGUUAAAAAGAUGAGGAGCCUUUUUUAUUGAAGCUACGUUUGUAAAUGAAAGCAACAGUCUGUGAAUUUUCAGAUGACUACUCCAGCAAAAUAGUUCCUUUCACUUUUUUCCCUUGGUAUUUUUCCAGCUUCUGUUCUCCCAUGAACUCUUUGCUGAAUUUUGUGGUUAAUUUGGUGGAUAUAUCCUGCCUUAUUUAGAAUUCUAACUGGAUAAGAAAAUUGCCUUUUCCUUAUAAGUGCCCAACUUUGGUCUCUAGCUGGAAGGUACUACUACAUACUUUAGAGAAAGGAAAACAACCUCCUUCCCGCCCACCCCGGUUUUGUGUUACUGAGAGAAAAAAAAAAAAAUUCAGUGCUGGUUUUGUAGUAGUGCUCAACCAAAAUUGGUCCUGCACCUACAUGACUGUUGAGUGUUUGAAAAUAAGGUUUUGGGUGUGAUACAUCACUACAAAAAGUGCUAAAUGUGUUAAUAAGAACUUGCUGCCGACUGUAUUUAUAACAAUUAUUUUACAUUUGCAAAAAUGUAGCACUUUUCCUCCAAAUUUCAUAGGUGUAAGAAAAAAGGGGGAAAGGUGCACCAUGUUUUAAACUGCAAAUAAUUUUUUUUGAAAUCCAGAUUCCCCAAAGGAAAUUCACCACCCAGACCACACACUUCUCAGCCUUUUACAAGCCAACAGACUGACUGAAGAUUGUCCACAGUUCCUAAGAUUUAGCACAUAUACAAAAAUAAAACUUUAUAAAUUAAA